Messenger RNA from Fonsecaea erecta, 1485 nucleotides. RefSeq lists its product as hypothetical. The record is from RefSeq and is a predicted model, not a curated record. Gene Ontology annotation, molecular function: ATP binding; protein kinase activity. The transcript is spliced from 3 exons. The coding region runs from base 1 to 1485 and encodes 494 amino acids. Gene Ontology annotation, biological process: protein phosphorylation. Lineage: Eukaryota; Fungi; Ascomycota; Eurotiomycetes; Chaetothyriales; Herpotrichiellaceae.
AUGUCUUCCCCGGUGCCGCUUCUUCGGCCUCCUGUUCCUGGUGCUCGAAGCUCAAGCGGUAGCCGGACCCCUCGUCUGACACUGGGCAUCCCUCCGUCACCCAACCAACGACCUGUGGGCGGAGAAGGAGAACCGGCUCCUGAAGUCCCACGCUUCAGUCUCGCCGCAUCUGGAGCGAAAGGGCCACCAAAACUAUCUCUGGCAACACCGAUGGGAAGUCUGGGCUCAGUACAAGAAGGAGGAACCAAUCUAAGACCACAGAUACAACCAUUGAAUAUAUCUGCAGUCACAGGAAAUGAAGCCAUCAGCAGGCCAAGGGGGGAUAGUUUCCACGCCGCCAGCGUGCCCGGUUCUGCUUCGUCGUCCACAUACUCGGCCCUCUCCUUCGCCAUGCACGGCAGACAGGGAGGGACACCUGACCCUUCCUCCGCGAUAAGUUCGAUCUACUCGGAGGCCAGCAUCGGUGGGACUUCGAUGGAACGAGAAUCAAGUAUGGGUGGAUUGUCUGUGGACUUUGAGAAACUCGCAAUCGAGAAGGGCCGACCGCUAGACGUGGAAGACUUGGACGACGAAGGCUGGGGUGCGGCGAGUGAACAGAAGAAAAUCAUCGAACUGGGUUCUUUGGGCGAAGGGGCAGGAGGGGCGGUGACACGGUGUAUGCUGGAAGGCGGCAAGACGAUUUUCGCACUCAAGAUUAUCACCACCAGCCCCGACCCAGACGUGAAAAAGCAGAUCCUGCGUGAACUCAAAUUCAACAAGAACUGCACCUCCGAAUACAUCUGCCAAUACUAUGGCGCUUUCAUGGACAAAUCCUCGAGCACGAUAUCAAUAGCAAUGGAAUUCUGCGAGGGUGGUAGCCUGGACAGCGUCUACCGUGAGGUCAAGAAACUGGGCGGCCGAACCGGAGAGAAGGUCCUGGGCAAGAUCGCAGAAGGCGUGUUGCACGGUCUCACCUAUCUCAACAGCAGAAAGAUCAUACACAGAGAUAUCAAGCCCUCCAACAUCCUCCUCUGCCGCAAUGGGCAGGUCAAGCUCUGCGACUUCGGUGUUUCCGGGGAAUUCGGUACCAAAGGUGACGCCAAUACUUUCAUUGGCACCUCAUACUACAUGGCUCCCGAAAGGAUACAAGGGCAAUCUUACACCAUCACCUCCGACGUGUGGUCUUUGGGUGUGACGUUACUGGAAGUCGCUCAGCACCGCUUCCCUUUCCCUGCCGAUGGGACGGAAAUGCAGCCUCGUGCUGGCCUGAUUGAUCUGCUCACAUAUAUUGUUGCCCAGCCGAUACCGAAAUUAAAAGACGAGCCCGAGAACGGCAUCAAGUGGAGCGACAUGUUCAAGUACUUCAUCGAGUGCUGUCUGGAGAAGGAACCCCCUCGACGCGCCACACCGUGGCGAAUGCUCGAGCACCCGUGGAUGGUCGAGAUGAAGGCCAAGAAGGUCAGCAUGAGCUCCUUCUUGAAACAGGUGUGGGACUGGAAAGAUUGA